AUGAAUUAAAAGGGUAAAACAUAAUUUGAAUAACUAACAAACGAUGAGAAAGUUGCUUUAUUUGGAGAACCAACAAAGCAUACAUUAAAGCUGAAGAACAUAAAAGUCAUCGAUAGAUAAAUAAGUAAAACUCUUUAAGAGUUUAUUAAAUUAAAUAGAAAGGAUACCAAAUAACAAUCAGAGCUUUUUUUACAGAAAUUUGUUAUAAAACUUGACAAUAAAUAUAAAAGCUUUUGGGAUAUUUUCGUUUUAUUGACUAUAGCUUAUAAUGUUGCAACUGUAGCAUUUUACGUAACAUUUGAUACAAUUGAGGCAUUGUAAAUCGUUGAUAUUAUAGUUGAGGUAGUAUUUGGUUUAGAUAUUAUUUUAAGAUUCUUUCAUGAGUAUAAAGACCCAGAGUCUUUUGAAAUUGUAAGUGAUAUAAAAAGAAUAGCACAUAGGUAUUUAAGAUUUUGGUUUUGGAUUGAUAUUGUUGCUCUCAUUCCUUGGGAUGUUUUAUUGGCUUAAGGCUAAUCGCUUAAACUCAUAAGACUAGCAAGAUUACCUAAAUUUUUGAGACUGCUUGAGGCAUAGAAGAUGGAUGAUUUGCUUGAUAUGCUUUUAGAAAAGUUUUCACAAAAACAAAAAAUGAAUUACAUAUUUUUUAUUCGUUAUUUGUAUAAAUUUAUGAAAUUCGUUAUAUUUGCUAUUGCUCUUACCUACUUCAUUGGGUGUAUUUGGUAUCUGGUAGUUACUUAUGCUGAGAAAGAUUCAGGAGAAGUUGGUUUUAUAGAAAAGUAUGGAAUUAACUUUUAUGAUAAUAAGAGAAAGUUAGUAAUCUGCUGUUAUUUCGUAAUGACAACUAUAACAACAGUUGGUUAUGGUGAUUACACUCCAUAAAGCAAUAAUGAAAAAAUUGUCGGUAUUAUCAUUAUGAUACUGGGUAUUGCUUUCUUCUCUUAUAUAAUGGGAAACUUUACUGAUGUUUUAACUAGCUAAAAAAAGCUUGGUGAGGGCUUUAAAAGCUCUGACCUUUAAAGAUGGCUCACAUCUUUAUCUAAAUUUAAUUCUAAACCACUUCCACAGAGCCUAGUUUAAAAGAUUGAUGAUCAUUUUAAUUAUUUCUGGAAACAUGAUAGACUUUGUGAUUUAAAGAAAGAUGAUAAAUAUUUACUUUCUAUGCCAAAACCAGUUAGAAAAGAUUUGAUAAACUAUCUCUUUUAUGAUAUUUACAAGCUAUUCCGUGGUUUUUUUCACCUCUCUGAAUUCUAAGACUCCAAUUUUUUCUAUGAACUUUCAUUUGAAAUUUUACCAAGAAAGUAUAACCCAAAAGAUUAUAUAAUAAAAUAAGGAGAAGAGUUUUAAGAAAUUUAUUUUAUUAUGGAAGGAGAAAUGAGAAUUAGCUUUAAUUAUGAAGAAAAAGAAGUAUUUAGAACACUAACAAGGGGACACUACUUUGGAGAUUAUAAUAUAUUUUACAAUCAGUCAAGCUAGUAUGAUUACAGUGCUCAUACACUGCUAAAAGUAUUAGCUAUCCCUAAACACAGAUUUAUAAAAUUGCUUGAAAAGUAUGUAGAAAUCAAGAACAAAAUAUAUUCAUAUUCAUUUUAGUUUUACAAACAAUAAAAUAAAGCUAUGCUUCUGAAAUUAAAAUAAGUUGUUAGAGAAAUCACUAAAGAUAAGCCAAAUGAAGAAGAUGUUCUGAAAAUUUUUAAAUAAGAAGUUAUUUAAAAAGUUUCUAAAAAUUAGGCAAAUGUAUUCCCAUUUAAAAUUAUAAAUUCUGGAGAAACUCUAUCGCUGAAUGAAGUUGAAGAGAAUAUUCUCUAGUUGGAAUAAUAAAUAGAUAGUAUUGCUUAUAAAAUAAAUUUGAUAAAGAGCAAAAUAGAAAAAGAAAUUGAUGAAAUUGCAGAUAGUGUAUAGGGAAUCAAAAUGAACAUGCUCGAAUCUGAAAGUUGA
This is a messenger RNA of Tetrahymena thermophila SB210, 1935 nucleotides long. Its product is annotated as cation channel family protein. The transcript is spliced from 9 exons. NCBI's taxonomy places the organism in Eukaryota, Ciliophora, Oligohymenophorea, Hymenostomatida, Tetrahymenidae. Gene Ontology annotation, molecular function: voltage-gated potassium channel activity. Gene Ontology annotation, biological process: regulation of membrane potential; potassium ion transmembrane transport. The record is from RefSeq and is a predicted model, not a curated record. Gene Ontology annotation, cellular component: membrane.